Messenger RNA from Drosophila innubila, 4245 nucleotides. It is a transcript of the gene TrpA1, whose product is annotated as transient receptor potential cation channel subfamily A member 1. Gene Ontology annotation, molecular function: protein binding; monoatomic ion channel activity. Gene Ontology annotation, biological process: monoatomic ion transport; transmembrane transport. Gene Ontology annotation, cellular component: membrane. The coding region runs from base 74 to 3973 and encodes 1299 amino acids. The transcript is spliced from 17 exons. The record is from RefSeq and is a predicted model, not a curated record. Lineage: Eukaryota; Metazoa; Arthropoda; Insecta; Diptera; Drosophilidae.
UCGCGAUUUGCGACCCUUUACCAUUUCAACAGCUGGCUCCGAUCGAGCAGAUCUAUUGGAAAGUAAUUCAAGUAUGCCCAAGCUUUGGAAUAGUGUUUAUAAUGCCCAAUGCUCGGCUCUAUCGCCACCAGAUCUGAUGGAAGCACAGCCCACAUUAUUGCCCAAGAAUCGGAGUAAUAGCCACAGCGGUAGCAGCAAUCGCAACAGCAAGUAUUGGAUAUUCUCGAUGAUAAUCGAACGUAACGCCGGUCCCAAGCGAGUGGAAAUCGGUGGUGAUGAUAUGGAUACCCCUUUGGAGGCCAUUCUGCCGGUUGAACCAAUCACCGAGCAAGUCUGCCUGUUGCGUGACAGCCCCUUCAGGAUACUCCGGUCAACGGGGACAAUGACGGGCGACAAGGAAUCUCCGAAAAGUGAGGUGGUUAUCAGCUCGCUGCGGUAUUUGAUUAGCGGGUGUGCCCGCGGGGACGAAAUGACGGCGUUGGGGCCACUGAAUCUGCCCAACAAAUGGGCUCGCAUCUUGCGGAUGUCGUCAGCGCCAAAGAUACAAGUGGAUGAUUUUAUGCAGGCCGCUGAGUCGGGCAACUUGGAUGACUUUAAGCGUCUGUACAUCGCGGACACAACGCGCAUUGCCCUGAAGGAUGGCAAAGGACGAACUGCUGCACAUCAGGCUGCUGCUAGGAAUCGUGUGAACAUAUUGCGCUACAUUUGCGAUCAGAGUGGGGACUUCAAUGCCAAGGACAAUGCGGGCAAUACACCACUUCACAUUGCCGUCGAGUGCGAUGCCUACGAAGCGUUGGACUAUUUGCUCUCCAUUCCAGUUGAUACCGGCGUGUUGAAUGAAAAGAAACAGGCACCGGUGCAUUUGGCAACGGAGUUGAACAAGGUCAAGUCGCUGCGUGUGAUGGGUCGCUAUCGGAAUGUGAUUGACAUACAGCAAGGUGGGGAGCAUGGACGCACUGCGCUCCACUUGGCGGCCAUUUAUGAUCAUGAGGAGUGCGCUCGUAUCCUGAUUACUGAGUUCGAUGCAUGCCCCCGUAGACCUUGCAACAACGGUUAUUAUCCCAUACACGAAGCGGCUAAAAAUGCCAGCUCAAAAACAAUGGAAGUCUUUUUUCAGUGGGGCGAACAACGUGGCUGCACUCGCGAAGAAAUGAUAUCCUUCUACGAUUCUGAAGGCAACGUGCCACUGCACUCGGCGGUGCACGGUGGCGACAUUAAAGCCGUGGAACUGUGCCUCAAAUCUGGCGCUAAAAUAUCAACACAGCAACAUGAUCUCUCCACGCCAGUCCACUUGGCGUGUGCUCAGGGCGCCAUUGAAAUAGUGAAGCUGAUGUUUGAGAUGCAGCCAUUGGAGAAAAGGAUUUGCCUGAGCUGCACGGAUGUGCAAAAGAUGACACCUCUGCACUGCGCUUCGAUGUUUGAUCAUCCGGAUAUUGUCUCGUAUCUGGUCAACGAGGGAGCAGAGAUCAAUGCACUCGACAAGGAGCACCGAUCUCCAUUGCUUUUGGCUGCCUCACGCAGUGGCUGGAAGACAGUGCAUCUGCUGAUCCGACUGGGAGCCAGCAUUGAUGUCAAGGAUGCGGCUGCCAGGAAUGUCCUACACUUUGUCAUCAUGAACGGUGGACGGCUGACGGACUUUGCCGAGCAGGUGGCCAAUUGCCAGACACAGGCACAGCUGCAGCUGCUGCUCAAUGAAAAGGAUCACAUGGGAUGCUCACCGCUGCACUAUGCCAGUCGGGAUGGGCAUAUACGAUCGCUGGAGAAUCUCAUACGGCUGGGGGCCUGCAUCAAUCUGAAGAACAACAACAACGAGAGUCCAUUGCACUUUGCGGCACGUUAUGGUAGAUACAACACGGUGAGGCAGCUGCUCGACUCGGAGAAGGGUUCGUUCAUCAUCAAUGAGAGCGAUGGAGCUGGCAUGACGCCGUUGCACAUUGCAUCGCAGCAGGGACACACUCGAGUGGUGCAACUAUUGCUGAAUCGAGGAGCACUGUUGCAUCGUGAUCACUCGGGCAGGAAUCCUCUCCAGCUGGCGGCCAUGUCCGGUUAUACCGAAACCAUUGAGCUGCUGCACUCGGUGCACUCACACCUGCUCGAUCAGGUGGACAAGGAUGGGAAUACGGCUCUACACCUGGCCACCAUGGAGAACAAGCCGCAUGCAAUUUCCGACUUAAUGUCCAUGGGCUGUAAACUGGUCUACAAUGUGCUGGACAUGAGUGCUAUUGAUUAUGCCAUCUACUACAAGUAUCCGGAGGCAGCUCUCGCAAUGGUCACCCACGAGGAGCGGGCAAAUGAGGUGAUGGCCCUGCGAUCGGAUAAACAUCCUUGUGUCACCCUGGCGUUGAUUGCCUCCAUGCCGAGGGUCUUUGAGGCCGUGCAGGACAAGUGCAUUACCAAGGCCAAUUGUAAGAAGGACUCGAAAAGCUUCUACAUUAGGUACUCAUUUGCAUUCUUGCAAUGCCCCUUUAUGUUUGCUAAGGUCGAUGAGAAAACCGGAGAGCCAAUUAUGACAUCUAAUCCCAUUCCAUUGCCGGCUCUGAAUACAAUGGUUACACAUGGACGGGUGGAGCUUUUGGCGCAUCCGCUGAGUCAAAAGUAUCUUCAAAUGAAAUGGAACUCGUAUGGCAAAUAUUUUCAUCUGGCCAACCUCUUAGUCUACUCAAUCUUUUUGGUCUUUGUCACGAUAUAUUCCUCGCUGAUGAUGAACAACGUUGAACUACGAUCCAAUGGAAAUAUAACAUCAAGUCAAUACUGUAUGUCCAGCUGGGAGGAUCUUUCGAAGAACCUCUCUCAGAAUACUUUGGCCACCGCUCGAAUGCGUCGAGACUCCUGUAUGGAGCACAUCAAUCGGACGACGGGAAUACUCUUCUGUGCCGUGGUCAUUGUGGUAUACAUAUUGCUAAAUUCGAUGCGGGAAUUGAUACAGAUCUAUCAGCAGCGUCUCCACUAUUUGGUAGAGACGGUCAAUCUAAUCUCCUGGAUUCUCUACAUAUCGGCAUUGAUAAUGAUAGCACCUGCGUUUAGGCCAGAUGGAGAAAUAAAUACCAUACAUUAUUCGGCGGCUGCGAUAGCCGUAUUUUUAUCCUGGUUUCGACUUUUGCUCUUUCUGCAGAGAUUCGAUCAGGUUGGCAUCUAUGUGGUGAUGUUCUUGGAGAUUCUGCAGACGUUGAUCAAGGUGCUGAUGGUAUUUUCGAUACUUAUCAUUGCCUUUGGACUUGCGUUCUAUAUAUUGCUGUCAAAGAUAGUUGACUCCCAGCCGAACCAUUUGUCCUUCUCAAACAUACCCAUGUCUUUGCUGCGCACAUUCUCCAUGAUGUUGGGAGAACUGGAUUUUGUUGGCACCUAUGUGACCACCUAUUAUAGGGAGCAGUUAAAGGUUCCCAUGACAUCGUUCUUGAUACUGAGUAUUUUUAUGGUUUUGAUGCCAAUUUUGCUGAUGAAUUUGCUCAUCGGUUUGGCUGUUGGGGAUAUUGAGUCAGUGCGUCGAAAUGCCCAGUUAAAGCGCCUCGCCAUGCAGGUGGUGCUGCACACGGAGCUGGAGCGGAAGCUGCCACAUGUCUGGCUGCAAAAGGUGGACAAAAUGGAGCUAAUUGAAUAUCCCAACGAUACGAAAUGUAAAAUUGGAUUCUUGGACUUUAUAUUACGCAAAUGGUUCUCCAAUCCAUUCACCGAUGACUCUGUCAUGGAUGUCUUUGGCUUCGACAACAACGAUGAUAUGAUCAAUGCCGAGUUGGAGAAACAGCGUCGUAAGUUGCGGGACAUCAGUCGAAUGUUGGAGCAGCAGCAUCAGUUGGUGCGUCUGAUUGUCCAGAAGAUGGAGAUUAAAACAGAGGCGGAUGACGUUGACGAGGGCAUCUCGCCAAAUGAAUUGCGCUCCGUUGUGGGUCUCAGUUCGGCGAGUGGCAAUCGCUGGAACUCGCCAAGGAUUCGCAACAAACUGCGGGCCGCCUUGAGUUUCAACAAGGGCAUGUAGAUGGAUGAUGAUCUGCACACUUAGUAGUAGUUGUUAGUAGUGCAAUUUUCCACAACUAGUCGAAAGUAUAUACCUAUCUACAUCUACAUAUAUAUCGAAAAUGAUUGGAAUAUCAACGAAUUUAAAUCCGCGAGUAUUUUAUGCAAUUUAUUCGAAUUAUUUAAUAUGCUGUACUAAAUGUCAUUUGAAAUGAAUGUUUUUAUCUGUGUCCUUCAACGUUUCGUCUAUGAAAUAAAGUCAAUUUAUAUGCAUGACACUUAAUGGAAUCUUUU